UCUCUUUCCCGCCCCCUUUCUUCUUCUCUUCUUCUUCUUCCUUCCUCUUGUACUAAUAGUGUCCAAAAAUCUCUAAACCUUAAGGGAGCCCAAAACUCACCGUUAUAGCUCGUGAAGACGGUCGGCUUCAAUUCGGCACCCUCUCUUUCGGCCCCGAAAUGGCGACCGCCCGUUUCGCACGCCGGCGACUCCCAUCCUCCGCCGCCGUCCUCCUCCUCCUCCUCCUCCUCCUCGCCGCCGCGCCUCCGCCGGCCCACUCCCUCCCCGACUCCCAGUACAAAACCCUCUUCUCCCUCGCCCACUCCGUCCACGACUCCCAGUACAAAACCCUCUUCUCCCUCGCCCACUCCCUCCUCCCCGACUCCCAGUACAAAACCCUCUUCUCCCUCGCCCACUCCCUCCCCGACUCCCAGUACAAAACCCUCUUCUCCCUCGCCCACUCCCUCCUCCCCGACUCCCAGUACAAAACCCUCUUCUCCCUCGCCCACUCCCUCCCCGACUCCCAGUACAAAACCCUCUUCUUCUCCUUCGCCCACUCCCUCCUCCCCGACUCCCAGUACAAAACCCUCUUCUUCUCCCUCGCCCACUCCCUCCCCUACUCCCAAUACAAAGCCCUCUUCUCCCUCGCCCACUCCCUCGCCACCCGCGUCGCCAGCCUCCGUGCCGCCCGCGGCGACCUCGCCGGGGCCGAGCGCGCCCGGGCCAUCGCGGAGCUGAGCGAGCUGCUGGGCCUGGUGCUCCCCUACUCCCAGUACGAAGCCCUCUUCUCCCUCGCCACCCGCGUCGCCAGCCUCCUCGCCGCCCGCGGCGACCUCGCCGGGGCCGAGCGCGCCCGGGCCAUCGCGGAGCUGAGCGAGCUGCUGGGCUUGGUGGAGGAUUUGGCGAGGGCGGAAUCGAAUGCGGAGAGGGCGAGCUGGAUUGUGAGGAACUACGAGAACGCUGUGUGGGUCUCGAAGUCGGUCUUCGCGAGGCUUCUCCGAGUGUUCAGCAAAUCGGGUCCACUGAGGGAAAUGGUAGAGACCUUGCGAAAGGAAGUGGUGGAUGGUGAUUUCUUGAGGGAUUGUCUGGAAUUGGGAAGUAAUGACUUGAAAGGACUGGUCCAAAUUUUGAAGGAUCUUAUUUCUCAAUAUUACUCGUCAUCUGAUCAUCACCAAGAUCUCUAGAACAUCAUCCAGGACUUGUCUUUGGAACCAGUUUUGCUAUGAAGGUCCCUGGGUAAGCACUAUGUUUAUGUACCAUAUUAGAGGAGUUGAACAUUUCAAAAGCAAUUGUGCAGAAUUUUGGCAGGAGUUUAGAAGGUGAACAUAGAAGAGUAGAGAACUCUGAUUGCCAGGUGUUGUCUGAGUCAUGUUGUUAUCAUUUGGAGUUGCUUCAGCAUCUUUUCUGUGGUGGAGAGCUGUAAAUAGUUCUCACUUGUAAAGAUGUAAUUCCUUUGUCUUUAAUUGGAUAGUUUUCACUUUCUAUGGUGUUGAACUAUUGACAUGAAAUUGAACAGUUACAAUCACCUCAACGUGACAAUAGGACCAAUUUCUUUAAUGAUUUAUAGUUA
Eucalyptus grandis is the source of this 1549-nucleotide messenger RNA. RefSeq lists its product as uncharacterized. The record is from RefSeq and is a predicted model, not a curated record. The transcript is spliced from 2 exons. Lineage: Eukaryota; Viridiplantae; Streptophyta; Magnoliopsida; Myrtales; Myrtaceae. Bases 159 to 1163 code for a protein of 334 amino acids.